CACAUGAUACAUUUAUGACUGCUGUUUCCAAUAUUAAAUCUAUUCCAGAAUUUGUAUCAAGAUAAAGAAAAAGAACAAUUAAUGGUGUUGUUAGAGAUGAUUGGUGGUUGAUUGAUUUUACAAUUGAUGAACUGAAACGGGUCGGUAUUAAUUAAGUAUGAGGUUCCAC
Molecule: messenger RNA, 169 nt
Organism: Paramecium primaurelia
Lineage: Eukaryota; Ciliophora; Oligohymenophorea; Peniculida; Parameciidae
Source: the annotation of a GenBank genome assembly